Molecule: messenger RNA, 2779 nt
Organism: Lactuca virosa
Lineage: Eukaryota; Viridiplantae; Streptophyta; Magnoliopsida; Asterales; Asteraceae
Source: the annotation of a GenBank genome assembly
CUAUAAAUACCUUCUCCCAUAGCUUCAUUACCUUCACACUUCAUCUACACCUUUUGUAUUGUAACCACCACACACGUGAUCACAACAACAAACACACACACACAGGCUUACCUUAAAAGCAUGUUUCAUAAAACAGAAGAUGCAGCCAUGAUGGAAGAUGGAAAGAAGAGGAUCACAGGGAGAGUGGUCUUGCAGAAAAAGAACGUGUUGGAUUUUAAUGACUUAGGUGCAUCAGUUCUUGAUCGAGUGCAUGAGGUGUUUGGUAGAAACAUCUCUUUCCAGCUCAUUAGUGCAAUUCGUCCGGAGCACGAAUCCUCAGAAGGGAGGUUGAAAGGAAAGCUUGGAAAUCCCGCCAUCUUGGAAGACUGGAUUACCACAAUUACCCCUCUCACAGUGGAGGACACCGAGUAUGAAGUUAGCUUCGAAUGGGACGAUAAGAUAGGUGUUCCAGGGGCAUUUCUUGUAAAAAAUCGUCACCAUAGUGAAUUUUACCUUAAGACCCUCACUCUACACGAUGUUCCUGGCCAUGGACAUGUCCAUUUUAUUUGUAAUUCAUGGGUGUAUCCGUCAAAAUAUUACCUUAAGGACCGUAUUUUCUUUUCAAAUAAGGCAUAUCUACCUGGUGAAACUCCCGAGUUACUAGGUCCAUAUAGAGAAGAAGAACUGGUUAUCUUGAGAGGUAAUAGAUCUGGGGAGCUCAAGGAAUGGGACAGAGUUCAUGAUUAUGCCUUCUACAAUGAUUUGGGAGAUCCAGAUCAUGACCUAGAUGAUGCAAGACCCGUUCUUGGAGGGUCAACUGAGUACCCGUAUCCUCGUAGGGGUAGAACAGGAAGACCAGCAACCGAAUCAGAUCCCGAAACUGAGAGCAGGAUUCCACUUAUUAAUAGCUUAAGCAUAUAUGUUCCAGCAGAUGAAAGAUUUAGACACGUGAAGUUGUCUGACUUUCUUGGUUUUGGACUGAAGUCCACUGGUCAAUUCCUUGUCUCCGAGCUUGAGGCUCUAAUUGAUAGCACUCCUCAUGAAUUUGAUUCUUUUGAAGAUGUGUUGAAGGUUUAUGAAGGAGGAAUCAAGCUGCCAUUUCUUGAGAAAGCUCGGAAAAAAAUCCAUUUAGAGUUGUUGAGAAUAAUUUCUCAAACAGAUGGCGAGGGAGUUUUGAAAUUCCCCAUGCCACAAGCUAUUAAAGGGGAUAAAUCUGCAUGGAGGACCGAUGAAGAAUUUGCAAGAGAAAUGUUGGCUGGUGUCAACCCUGUCAGCAUUCGUCUGCUCAAAGAGUUUCCUCCAACAAGCAAGCUAGAUGUCAAAGUCUAUGGUAACCAAAAUAGUUCCAUAAAACCUUACCACAUUGAGUCAAAGCUGGAUGGAUUGGAGAUAGAAGAGGCGAUCAAGACCAAUAAACUAUAUAUUUUAGACCACCAUGAUUCGUUAAUGCCAUAUGUGAGGCGAAUAAAUGCAACAUCCAACAAGAUUUAUGCCACACGAACUUUGCUAUUUUUACAAAAAGAUGGAACUCUAAAACCAUUAGCAAUUGAACUAAGCUUGCCUCAUGAAGGAGGAGAUGAUCUUGGUACCAUUAGUAAAGUUUACACUCCAUCUGAACAUGGAGUUGAAAGCUCCAUUUGGCAGUUGGCCAAAGCAUAUGUUGCAGUGAAUGACUCGGGUGUUCAUCAACUCAUAAGUCACUGGUUGAAUACGCAUUGUGCUAUUGAGCCGUUUGUGAUUGCAACUAAUAGGCAACUAAGCGUGCUUCACCCAAUUCAUAAACUUCUACAACCUCAUUUCAAGGAUACUAUGAACAUUAAUGCCUUCGCAAGACAAAUCUUGAUCAAUGGUGGAGGUCUUCUUGAGGCAACCGUUUUCCCAGGGAGAUAUGCAAUGGAAAUGUCAUCUGUGUUAUACAAGGAUUGGGUGUUCCCUGACCAAGCACUCCCUGUUGAUCUUGUUAAAAGGGGAAUGGCGAUUGAGGACUCAAAUAGUCCCCAUGGACUCCGUUUACUGAUUGAGGAUUACCCAUAUGGUGUUGAUGGUCUUGAAAUUUGGUUUGCUAUCAAAACAUGGGUUGAAGACUACUGUAGCUUCUACUACAAGAAUGAUGAUAUGGUACAAAAUGACAUAGAACUCCAAUCAUGGUGGAAGGAGCUUCGAGAAGAGGGACAUGGCGACAAGAAACAUGAGACAUGGUGGCCGAAAAUGCAUACAUGUGAUAAUUUAAGGGACACUUGCACUACAAUAAUAUGGAUAGCUUCUGCUCUUCAUGCAGCUGUUAAUUUUGGGCAAUACCCGUAUGCUGGAUACCUUCCUAAUCGUCCAACAAUUAGUCGUCGUUUAAUGCCUGAACCAGAUACCCCAGAGUAUGAUGAACUUCUAGAGGAUCCAGAUAAUGUCUUCUUGAAAACAGUGACAGCUCAGCUUCAAUCGCUUAUUGGCAUAGCUUUGAUAGAGAUUUUGUCCAGUCAUCCAGCAGAGGAGGUAUAUCUUGGACAAAGUGGGUGCCCUAAUUGGACAAUGGAUUCGGAACCUUUGAAAGCUUUUGAGAAAUUUGGGAUGAAGCUCAGAGAAAUCGAGGGGAGGAUUGUGGAAAGAAACAAUGAUGGAAGUUUGAAGAAUAGAGUUGGACCGGUUGAAGUACCAUAUACGCUUCUUUAUCCUUCUAGCAAAGAGGGACUUACAGGAAUGGGAAUCCCAAAUAGUGUGUCGAUAUGAAGGAGUAUAUCAAUAUCAAUCAAUCAAUCGUCGCAUAUUUCAUUCAAUUUAUACAAAAUAUUUUAUCUUUCAACCGAAU